Messenger RNA from Anopheles arabiensis, 5917 nucleotides. RefSeq names its product mucin-2 (gene zye). The coding region runs from base 408 to 5651 and encodes 1747 amino acids. The record is from RefSeq and is a predicted model, not a curated record. The transcript has 6 exons. NCBI's taxonomy places the organism in Eukaryota, Metazoa, Arthropoda, Insecta, Diptera, Culicidae.
GUACAGUUGACGCAGUUCGUGCGGAUCACGGACUUUGCACGGGGUGCGAGGAUAACGCUACGUGCCGCGUAUACCCGAUUCUAUGGUACGCACACGGACUUUUGUAAUGUGAUGUAAAAAGGAUGUGAAUACACUUUAUGGAUGGUGUUGAACUGUUUGUUCAGUGAUUAGGUGGUGAAAUUUCGUAACAUUUGUGAGCAGCAUAUUCCGAAAGCAUAAAUUAAACGGCAGCUUUUUACAGUUUUGUGCAUGAGAUUAUUAGUGCAACUUGAAUAGUGAUAGUGGAAAAAAAGACUUUUAGGUGUGAAAAGCAGACACGUACACGAUAACGCCAUCGUGAAACAAAACAACGCAACAUUCUAUACCACGUCGUGCCAUUCUUCAGGAGUUGUUGAGGCACCCCCAAAAUGUUGGGAUUCCGAGCGGUCGGGAUCCUGCUGCUUGUUCAGGCAAGCCUGACCGUUGCGCAACUGUUCGGCGAUAGUCAGAAUGCACUCGCACCGGCAGGAAACAGGAGAAACGUGCUGCGCCAGGGCGAUCGUGCUGCCGGCGGGCACGAUCACACGCACAUCGAGACAAUCGAUGUCAAGUGUGAUCAGCGAAGCGGUAUGCUCGUGACGAUACAGUUUGAGGACGACUUCCAAGGCGUCAUCUACAGCCAGGGCUACCACAACGACCCGAAGUGCCGGUACGUGCAGGCGAACCAGGGCGGGCGGCAGUUCACCUUCACCGUGCCGUACGACAGGUGCGGCAGCAAGCCGUCCUGUGCCGUGUGCGCCUCCGUCGACAACGUGCUCGUCAUACAGACGGACGAGGAGGUGCAGGAGGCGUGGGACACGGCCCGGCGCAUCUCGUGCAGCCAGAGCGAGCAGCAGCAGAACACGAUCAUCUUCAAGCCGUUCGUGGUGGACCAGCUGGAGGUGGUGAACGUGCCCACCUCGACCGGCGGCGUCGAGUGUUGGAUGGACAUCCAGCGCGGCACCUAUCCGAGCAUUUCACCCAUCCCGAGCAUCAUCAAGAUCGGCGAGGCGCUCAGCGUGCUGGUGUACCUGCGCGACCCGAAGGGCGAGUACGACGUGUCGGUGAAGGACUGUUACGCGUUCGACAGCCCGGACUACGAGGCGGCCACCACCGCACGGCUGCAGCUGUCGGACAAGAAUGGAUGCUCGCGUAAGAAGAAGCUGUUCGGGCUGUGGCAAAAGACGACGCAGACGGGCAGCUCGGGCGCCACCCUGGUGGUGCACAACAGCAUCAAGGCGUUCAAGUUCCCCGACCGUAUGCAGGUGUUCCUGAAGUGCGACAUCGAGAUCUGUCGCGGAGGCUGCGGACCGCAGGUGUGUGCGGAGGAGAAUCUAAUCAGCACCGUCGAAACGACCACCAAGCGUCCGUCUCCAACGCGCGGCCGGCCGACGCAGACGACUUCAUUGGCUCCGGUCGUGCCAACGCGCGGCCGUCGUCCACCGGUCACGGCUGCACCUACCCAACCGCAAUACACGGAGCCAGCAACGCAACCACCACGCCGUGGCACACGUCCACCACGUCCGGUAGAGACAACGCCGGUCACGGCUCCACCACGCCGUACUCGUCCACCGAACACGCGCGCCCCAACGCGGGCUCCCACGACCGAGUUUACGUGCGCGCCUGGUUCGACCGACGAUCGCUGUAACGAUGUGAUCGUCACGCAGCGUCCCGAUUGUUCGCGAGGCUCGCGUGAUCCUCGUUGCCGAUCGCGUGGUACCCGACCGACACCAACCACGACCGAAGUGACACCGGCUCCACUACGAUGCUUCCCCGGCUCGACCGAUCCUCGCUGCCCAACGACCUUCCGCCCCUCGGUACGUCCUACACGGCCACCUCCGUCGCCUACUACGCCUCGGUUUUCGACUACCACGGUGGAAGAGGAGGAAGAGGAUGACAGCGUUCCCAACUGCUUGUUGCGAUCGAACGAUCCACGCUGUGAGGAAGUGUCCAUCUACCUGCCAGUGAUUCCGCAGGAGCAAGUUACCACGAGACCGCCGAUCGUGCCCACUGUGCCGUCGGUUACCACUAGCUCGAGUUUGAACUGUUUCCCGGGCUCGAACGAUGCCCGCUGCAGAACGCCCGUGCUCCGUUGUCCUCCGGGCACGUCGGAUCCUCGCUGUCCAGGAUUUGUGCCACCACAGCCUUCAACCACUUCCGCUCCUGCACGUUGCUACCCAGGUUCUCCUGAUCCACGUUGCCCGCAACCAACGGUUCCGUCGAAGGAUACGGCUACCUACUUGCCACCGGUGGACAAACCAAACUGCUAUCCAGGAUCUUCCGAUCCUCGCUGUCCCCAGACGACUGCUGCUCCUCGGUGCUACCCUGGAUCAAACGAUCCACGCUGUCCAACGACUCCUCGUCCAACGACAGCUCGUCCUACGCCCACCACACAGCCACCACUGCGCUGCUAUCCGGGAUCAACGGAUCCUCGCUGCCCGCAGACCACUACCCGACCAGUACCAACCACAACGCCCGCUCCUGUUUGCUAUCCGGGAUCGACCGAUCCGCGCUGUCCGAAGCCGACAACUACCACUCAACCGCCACUUCGAUGCUAUCCUGGCUCCAACGAUCCUCGGUGUCCUCAAACUACCACCACCAGGCCGGUUCCAACUACAACGGCCGCCCCUCGAUGCUAUCCGGGAUCGACCGAUCCCCGCUGCCCACAAACAACGACUCGUCCGGUACCGACCACUACUGCAGCACCGCGUUGUUACCCAGGAUCGAACGAUCCUCGCUGUCCACAAACCACUCCACGGCCAACACCCACAACUCAGCCUCCGCUUCGCUGCUAUCCUGGAUCAAACGAUCCUCGCUGUCCGCAAACUACUCCUCGACCAGUGCCUACGACCACGCCAGCUCCAGUGUGCUAUCCUGGAUCGACCGAUCCUCGUUGUCCAAAGCCCACGACUACGACGCAGCCACCGCUGCGCUGUUACCCAGGGUCGACUGAUCCACGCUGCCCACAGACCACUCCUCGUCCAGUUCCCACGACAACGCCUGCUCCGCGAUGCUAUCCUGGAUCAAACGAUCCUCGCUGUCCACAGACCACUCCUCGACCAGUCCCAACCACUACACCGGCCCCAGUGUGCUAUCCGGGAUCAACGGAUCCUCGUUGUCCGAAGCCAACGACUACCACGCAGCCUCCUCUGCGCUGCUAUCCAGGCUCGACCGAUCCUCGCUGUCCACAAACAACGACGCGUCCUGUACCCACGACAACGCCUGCUCCGCGAUGCUAUCCAGGCUCGAACGAUCCUCGCUGUCCACAGACCACUCCUCGUCCUGCCCCGACAACUACACCAGCACCAGUGUGCUAUCCGGGAUCAACGGAUCCUCGUUGUCCGAAACCAGCAACUACGACUCAACCACCUCUGCGAUGCUAUCCAGGCUCGACCGAUCCUCGCUGUCCACAAACAACGACGCGUCCUGUACCCACUACAACACCUGCACCUCGAUGUUAUCCCGGAUCCAAUGAUCCUCGCUGUCCGACAACACCUCGCCCCACACCUACAACCACCUCGGCUCCGAGAUGUUACCCUGGCUCCAGUGAUCCACGGUGCCCACAAACUACCACUCCACGUCCCGUCCCAACGACGACUCGUGGUCCAGUGUGCUAUCCCGGUUCCACUGAUCCUAGAUGUCCCCAGACUACCACACGUCCUGUACCAACCACUACUGCCGCUCCACGUUGCUAUCCUGGUUCGACUGAUCCUCGCUGUCCCCAAACAACGCCACGGCCUGAACCUAAGUGUUAUCCAGGUUCUCUUGACCCACAGUGCUCGGACAAGACGGAUUCGGAAACCUAUUUGCCUCCAGUGGAAGUGCCAAGACCAACUACAACCCAGCGUCCAUCAUGCUAUCCAGGUUCAACUGAUCCUAGAUGUCCACAGACGACCACUCGUCCGGUUCCUACUACAACGCCAGCACUUCGAUGCUACCCAGGUUCAAAUGAUCCUCGUUGUCCAACAACCCCCCGUCCUACACCAACGACUACGGCAGCUCCACGAUGCUACCCGGGCUCAACUGAUCCCCGGUGCCCACAAACCACACCUCGCCCAGUGCCAACAACAACUCCAGCACCUCGAUGCUAUCCUGGCUCGAACGAUCCUCGUUGCCCGCAAACCACUCCACGACCGACACUGCCUCCAACACAGCCACCGCUUCGUUGCUACCCAGGAUCGACUGAUCCUCGUUGCCCACAGACCACUCCACGGCCAAUACCAACGACUACAGCUGCACCGCGUUGUUAUCCAGGAUCGAAUGACCCUCGCUGUCCACAAACUACUCCCCGACCAGUGCCUACAACCACGCCAGCUCCAGUGUGCUAUCCUGGAUCGACCGAUCCUCGUUGUCCAAAACCAGCGACCACGACGCAGCCACCGCUGCGCUGUUACCCAGGUUCGACUGAUCCUCGCUGCCCACAAACCACUCCUCGUCCAGUUCCUACGACAACGCCUGCUCCACGAUGCUAUCCAGGCUCCAACGAUCCUCGUUGUCCUCAGACCACUCCUCGACCAGUGCCUACAACCACGCCAGCUCCAGUGUGCUAUCCUGGAUCGACCGAUCCUCGUUGUCCAAAGCCCACGACUACGACGCAGCCACCGCUGCGCUGUUACCCAGGGUCGACUGAUCCUCGCUGCCCACAGACCACUCCACGGCCAGUACCAACGACUACAGCUGCACCGCGUUGUUAUCCUGGAUCAAACGAUCCUCGCUGUCCUCAGACCACUCCUCGACCAGUGCCUACAACCACGCCAGCUCCAGUGUGCUAUCCGGGAUCAACGGAUCCUCGUUGUCCAAAGCCAACGUCCACGACGCAGCCACCGCUGCGCUGUUACUCAGGUUCAACGGAUCCUCGUUGUCCGCAAACCACCCCUCGUCCCGUGCCAACGACAACGCCUGCACCUCGAUGCUAUCCAGGUUCCAACGAUCCUCGCUGUCCAACCACUCCCCGACCAACACCAACUACACAGCCUCCUCUACGAUGCUACCCAGGAUCCACCGAUCCACGAUGCCCACAAACUACACCCCGACCAGUGCCAACGACUACACCAGCACCUCGCUGCUACCCAGGCUCGAACGACCCUCGCUGUCCACAAACCACACCGAGACCAACGCAGCCCCCAACUCAGCCACCACUGCGCUGCUACCCAGGCUCGGCGGAUCCACGCUGCCCACAAACUACUCCCCGUCCCGUACCGACCACGCGCCAGCCGUGCUAUCCCGGCUCGCCUGAUCCUGCCUGUCCGCGACCGUUCGUCACAACAACGCCGUCCUCGUGCUAUCCCGGCUCGCCCGAUCCCAACUGCCCGCAGCCUUACCGACCAAGCAGCACUAAUCCUCCUGCUACUUAUUUGCCACCAUUCCCUGCCGAAGCCAGCGGUCGGUCCGCCCGGCACCUUAGCCCGGAAACGUUGAACGAUAUUAACGCGCUGGCCGAUCCGACCGACACGGCUGCAAAUGGUCCAGCGAUCUCCAACUCGGAAGCUGCGGCUGAUGCGCCCACGUCGACCGGUACAGCAAGAGUAAAGCGAGACACCGGUCUGGUCAACGAACUGGACGGUGAGCCGGCAAAGGAAAUCAUUUCCAUCACGCUCAACAUCAAGGGCUACCAGUUCGAGCCGGAGUCGUAAACCCGCGAGCGCCAUCUUCAAAUGCCUCUGUCUGCAUAAUACUCAUCCGUGCGUAUAUACGGAAGCCAAUAUUUUCAAUAGCGUUGCGGAGAAGGACAAGACCGGGUCAAGCGAAGCAAAAAACUCAGUGGUCUUCACCACCUAUAGACGAACGCUCUUUGUCUGCGCGCGUUGAGAUAGAUGUAGAAACGGUUGUAAAUAAACUAAAUAAAAUGCUCCACCUAGUGCGCCCGUCCGUUGGACGCACAUGGGGAUAUAACUGUAAA